Naegleria gruberi is the source of this 546-nucleotide messenger RNA. RefSeq lists its product as uncharacterized. The transcript has a single exon. Bases 1 to 546 code for a protein of 181 amino acids. NCBI's taxonomy places the organism in Eukaryota, Heterolobosea, Eutetramitea, Acrasida, Naegleriidae. The record is from RefSeq and is a predicted model, not a curated record.
AUGCAUACGUGGUGUAAUUCGAGAAGUGCAAAGGUUUCUUUCAUUGACGAAACGAAGAGAGUGAAAACUAAACUUGAAGGAAAGUGCAGAAAGCAAGAACCGAAACUAAAACGAUUGAGAAAAGAUAUGCAAAAUAACAAAUUGCUGAAGAAUUACUUUGUAUUCCAUAAUGAAGAUCCCAAUGCAGAUGUGUUCAUUUACAAGGUAAUCCAAGAAGAAACUGAUGACGAAACUAUUAGAAACCAAGAUACAGUAAUUUUUACUGAAAAGAUUGAAUCCAAAAGAUCAAUCAAUGAACAUGGUCAUUCUCCUUCCAUUCCCACCAAACAACCCAUUUCUCCAUCCAAUAACAGUUCAGAAUUUCUCAAUAUUGCAAGUUUUCUAUCCAGUCUUCCACUAAACUCAAUUGACCAAUUGGAUGUGCCAACUCUUAAAUCAUUAUUUGGUUUCGCAAAUGAAACUAAUCCACAACAACCAUCACAAGAAUCGAGUUACAAUUUUGAAGCAUUAUUACUCUUUUCUGAUGAUGAGUCCACUUUUUUAUAA